This is a messenger RNA of Bactrocera oleae (olive fruit fly), 3570 nucleotides long. Its product is annotated as probable G-protein coupled receptor No18. Gene Ontology annotation, molecular function: alpha1-adrenergic receptor activity. Gene Ontology annotation, cellular component: plasma membrane. The record is from RefSeq and is a predicted model, not a curated record. Lineage: Eukaryota; Metazoa; Arthropoda; Insecta; Diptera; Tephritidae. Gene Ontology annotation, biological process: positive regulation of cytosolic calcium ion concentration; cell-cell signaling; adenylate cyclase-activating adrenergic receptor signaling pathway.
GACAUUCAACGGAAACGGUUCUUUGCGACCGAAAGAAAAGUGAGAGUGGAAUAUUCUCCGACGUUUAACACACAUAUGAAGGAGAUCUUCACUCGUAAAGUAGGCAAAAUGAAAGUGGUGUACGCAAGUGCGUGAAAGCAUGAAUUAAUGCUUUUGAGAAUAAAUUAAAAAACACUUAUUUAAAGCCGCAAUCCAAUUUAAUUACGGUGUACGAGAUUAAAAUCAGUUAAAAUUACUUCGCAAUUUGCGUUAAAUGGCGAAAGCGGUUUUAAAAACCAUCGAAUUAAUUAGUCAGAUUAUUAUCAAUAUACGAGCGUUUUAAAUUUACAGUGGAACACAUUUAUGUUUUUUUUUUUUUAAAUUACCUAAGUGUGCUUAAUUAAUUGUUACGAAUUAAAUAAUCAUAGAUCUAAAACCAAACGCAAAUGUAUCGGUAAAUAUAUCUACUGUGAACCUUAAUCGAAAUGAAAAUAUAAAAAAAACAUAUUUAAAAUUGGUUACACACCCUAGAAACCAUGGAAGCACACAGAGCGAACGAAGAUAACUUUAUUCGGAGACCGCCUCCUCUCAUAUACUACACGGCGUCUACACCCAACAGCGCCAAUAUUACACAGUCGAUUUUAGAUCAAAGACACAACACCGUUACCAGUUCCGUUACUGAAGUUUUGGAGAUUUCAAAUUCAUCGACCGAAGAGUGGACACAUUUCUACGAUCUUAUGCUGUCCUGGCAAGGCAUUUGUUUGAUCGCAAUUUUUUGUGUGCUCAUCGUAAUAACAAUGCUGGGCAAUACAUUAGUAAUAAUGGCGAUUAUAACCACACGACGCCUGCGCACCGUAACAAACUGUUUUGUAAUGAGUCUGGCGGUUGCGGAUCUUUUGGUGGGCAUUUUCGUUAUGCCACCUGCGGUAGCCGUACAUUUAGUGGGCUCCUGGCGUCUCGGUUGGAUACUUUGCGACAUUUGGAUAUCGCUCGAUAUAUUGCUUUGCACCGCGUCCAUACUCAGCUUGUGCGCCAUUAGCGUGGACAGAUACCUGGCCGUGACAAAACCGCUGAAAUACUCACGUAAACGCCGUUCGAAACGCUUGGCGCUGCUAAUGAUACUCAUUGUUUGGAUGGUGGCACUGGCGAUAACUUGUCCGCCUAUGCUCGGCUGGUAUGAGCCGGGACGACGUGACCGAAACGAGUGCCGUUACAAUCAAAAUAAAGGAUACGUCAUAUAUUCGGCCAGUGGCUCCUUCUUUUUGCCAAUGAUUGUGAUGCUUUACGUUUAUGCGCGUAUUUCCUGCGUCAUCGCAUCGAGGCAUGACAAACUGAUGCACACCAGCGUGCAUUGCAAGCGAUUCAGACGUUACACUACCGUUGAUAACUACAAUUAUGCAGAGCAGGAUUUCUUCGAGUUGACACGCGAGAAGGCCCCAGAGCAGCGUAGAUUUUCCAAUCAAACUAUCAUUAAUGAGCUAACUGAAGUCAUGGUGCCCGAUAUAGAACACAUCAGACCUCUGCUCAACUUACCAAAGACGAAUAGCGGUAAGGGUAAAAUCAACGAUUUGACACGACCCGUUUCAUGGAAAACGCAACCAAGUACGGUGUAUCAGUACACGUCCAAUGGCAAACGGCAACAGUACGCCCACUCGUGUCCGCCUGGUACGAUAGCACAUAUGCAGCAGCCACGCGGGUCUCAACCGCAACAACAACAACUGAGAUCCUUGGCCAACUGCAUAAUUUCGCUGAGGAAAGAGCACAAGACUACACAAACGCUGAGCAUUGUGGUUGGCGGCUUUAUUGCCUGUUGGCUACCAUUCUUCAUUUACUACUUGCUUACACCGUUUAUAGAGCCGCGAAAGGUCAGCCUGGCCCUUACGCAUGUGCUGACCUGGCUGGGCUGGCUGAACAGUGCCAUAAAUCCCUUCAUUUAUGCAUUCUAUAGCAUCGACUUUCGCGUGGCCUUCUGGCGACUCAUCUGCCGACGCUUCUGCAGCAACAUUAUGCGACCGCAAAUGCCCACCACCACUACAUCGAUGCGGUUGUAGGCGCAGCGCUCAGUGGAGAACCCAGCAGAUGGGCGCACAAUCGAAAGUCAAUGGGCAUUUUUGAGCAGGACACAUCUGUGUUGUCAUUGUUGUACACAAACUGAUUUGACACACAUACAUAUGUACAUAUAUUUAGAAUUAUAAGCUGAAAAGCGUUUUAUUGGUGGUGCAUGCAUCGGACUAUGUUUAUGUGUAAGAUGUGCUCCAUGUUCGUAUAUACUUGUAUGUAUGGUAUAUGUCUUAUAAUAUCUAAGGCUAUUAGUCAAGCAUUGUGCUCAGCAUCCAUGUGAAGAGACUUUUAAUAUGGACGGAUCGAUUGAGUUGUUUUAUAAUCGCUAAGAAAGGUUUACCUGGUCAAUUUACCUAUUGUAGGGUCGCAUUUUUGCACGUAUAUCAUUGUGUGUGGUAUAUGGUAUAUGUACAGAAUUCUCUAUUUAUCCAGCUACUUGUCUUACACUGACCCAAUGGGCAAAAAAUGCGACUGUUGGUAUAAAAGCCUCAUCGUUUCGAAGAACAUUAAGCCGUUCCAAAUGUAAUUGUAUUUACUCUAAUUAAUUAAUUUAAAACAAAACAUAUUUGUUGCUUUUAUAUAUAAAAUAUAUAUUAUUUAUGAAUCAGUUCAUAAUUUAAGUAUUUUGUUAUACAUAUAACGGUUGUUUUUUAGACGUGUGGUUUUCUAUGGGACAAUACUCUUUUCUGAGUUGUCUUUUUGACAGCUGUUUCUUAAUUUAAACUCAGUUUGGUUUGCCAUUUCAUAACCAGACCUACUUCGGAACAAGAUUUGCAAAUCGUGCAAAUUUAUUACCAAAAUUAUGCUACGAUUCGCACAAAGCAUCGCGCGUUGCGUCCAAUACUCCGAUUCCCCAGCCACACAUGGUGAAUAGCCGCAAAACGAGAUGGCUACCGAUCCCGAUUUUCAUAAGAAAAUUUUGUUCAGCAAUGAAGCUCACUUUUUGUUGAGCGCGUACGUUAAUAAACAAAAUUGUGAUGAUAAGCCACAAGCCAUUGUUCAGACGCCGUUACAUCCUCAAAAAGUCUCUGUUUGCUGUGUCCUUUGGGCGGCGUGAACCUAUAUUGCUUCAAAAAUGAAGUCGGCUAUAAUGAUUCAGUCUAUGGGGAGCGCUAUAGAGCCUUAAUUAAUGAGUUGUUCCUGCCUGAACCCGGUGAUGUUGAUAUGGGCGACCUUUGGUUCCAACAAGACGACGCUUUAUGUCAUACAGCCAAUGAAGCAAUCAAUUUAUUGAAGAAAAACUGCAAGAUCGCUUGACUAUUUUUUGUGGGAUUAUGUGAAGUCGCUUGCCUACGCAAAUAACUUCAGAAUAUUAUUAUUAUUUCUUUUUGAAAACCACAUGUCUAAAAAAGCACCCUUUAAUAUAUAUUCAUGUGUGUACUGCAACUCUGAAAAUAUUCAAGUAAACUAUUUUAUCUGAAAGGGUAUGUUAUAGGAAGACCAAAUAAACACACAUAUUGUAUAUGUAAAUAUGUAUAUAAGUCCAAAUAAACAUGUGUAUGAAACCAUAUAUGUUAUUCUAUUUAAAUA